UUCUCUACUUCAACGCCCAGAGUAAUGACGUGUCAAGAAAGUGCCGGAAGAGCCGAUCUGUCCAAGAUGGCUUACCAAACGUUUCAACAGGAAUAUUUUCAGAUUCCUGUUGUGACCAGGGCAUAUACUACCGCCUGUGUUCUCACAACCGCCGCUGUGCAACUGGAACUAAUCACACCGUUCCAGUUAUACUUCAAUCCCGAUUUGAUAUUGAAACAUUAUCAGGUAUGGCGGCUCAUAACCAAUUUUCUGUUUUUUGGUCCUGUUGGUUUCAACUUUCUUUUCAAUAUGAUUUUUUUAUAUCGGUACUGCCGGAUGCUGGAGGAGGGCUCAUUUAGAGGUCGCACUGCUGACUUUGUGUUCAUGUUCCUCUUUGGUGGUGUCCUCAUGACCAUAUUUGGCACCUUUGUUAGCCUUGUGUUCCUGGGCCAAGCUUUCACCAUUAUGCUGGUGUACGUGUGGAGCCGACGCAACCCUAAUGUUCGCAUGAACUUCUUCGGCCUACUAAACUUCCAGGCCCCUUUCCUGCCCUGGGUGCUCAUGGGAUUUUCCCUGCUUCUAGGCAACUCCAUCAUUGUUGACCUUCUAGGCAUUGCUGUAGGACAUGUGUACUACUUUCUGGAGGAUGUCUUCCCAAACCAGCCUGGGGGUGGCAGAUGGCUGAAGACACCCACCCUUCUAAAGAUGUUGUUUGACACUCCUGAAGACGAUGCUAACUAUAACCCUCUCCCAGAGGAGCGCCCAGGUGGCUUUGCCUGGGGUGAGGGACAGCGCCUUGGGGGCUAAACCAGCCUCCCAUCCCUGUGACAGACGUGCGGAUAUUUUCCUCAGAGAGCUAUGGAAGACUCCUUUUCUCUUCUACCCGUUUCUCUUGCUCUGGAUUAAGAGUGUGAAACCCCCUCCUUCUGUGCAGCAGCAGGAUUUGCGGUUGCCUGUGCUCAAGGCAGGCGUCUCCCUCAAGCUGUUGGCCGUAUUGUUCAGACUGUCACUAAAGUUUGUGUGAAAGGGCACCGCAAUGUCAGAACCACACAGGGGACUCUUGAUCAUGGCUGUGUUCAUGUUUCAUCAGUUUUUACUAACCUAUAUGAAGCGAACAAUUACUAGCUGACGAAAAGAGAAGAGGGAAAAACUGGAACUAUUCUGAUCUUCGCAGCCUUUUUUUUUCCAUUUUACUUUUUUAAAGAAUAAAUGUAUGUGAAAAGUAUAAAUGUGGCAAAGGAAAAAGUUUUCUGUCAUUUGUUCUGCAGUAAUGGGAUCAUCCUUUGAUCCGAGUGAUUGCCCAAUUCUCAAAUGAUCUCUCAGAUUGUUUUGGUAUGAAUAUAUCAUCAAGAUCAGUGUUCCACAGUGGUCUAAACUGAAGGUUUACUCCUCCGUUGUAAUACAGUAUAGUAGUACAUAAUCUCAGAAACCUAAUUUGGGGAGUGCUAGUCAGUUCUAAACUCUAAAAUUAUUUAAAAUUGGAGUUAUAAUGUGCUUGUUUUCUUUUUAAUUAUUCAUGGUAAUAAUAAUUUUCAUUGCUGUAGACAUCAUUUUUAUUAGGCUCUAAUUAUGUUGCUGUAAAUCAUUUUGUAAGUUAACUACUCAUCUGAUUAUUGGUUAUCGGGUUCUCAUUAGAACUUUCUUUUCUACUGCGGCAUUCCGAAAGAUGCAGUAUAGAAAAAUGCAUUCCAGUGACCCGUCGGGUUGACAACCACAGGCAAAAUAAUUUUGUCAACUUUGUCUCGUCCAUAAUGAAAAUAUUACAAGCUAAGAUUAAAUCUCUUAACCAAUGCAUUCUCAUUGGAACAUGCUCUCAGAAAAAAAUCAGAAUAUGUAUUGAAUGUGUCAGUUUGAGGAACUGAAAACUUUGAAGAAUUUUGACCUCUGCUUUGUAGGGGGCUCAAAACAUGCAGGAGAUGAGCAUAGCUGUGUUAUAACAGAUAAACAUCGGUGAGGGAAUAUUGGAGGGAGGUCGAUGACCUGCUGAUGAACAAGUGACUUCAAACAACACCGUUAAACUGCUUCUGGAAUUGUUAAUGCAUUCAUCAAUGCGUCCCACGACAACGUAGUACCGUUGUUUUUGUGUUCUCAUGCCAGUCCUAUAGGAACUUACAAAGUCACUGAUUUUAGAUGAUUCAUCAUGCAGUUUGAAAUUGAUAAUUGGUUUGCCAUGUUUUUAAUCAAAAGAAGGUGUGAAUUUGUUUUACAAUUAAGACUCGCUUUAAAGCGUCAGGGAUAACGACAAAGAGAAUCAUUGCAUUUUAUAUGGAGCGUGAAACGGUGUUAUUUAUUUUUCUGCUUCCAGGUUUAUGUACUGUUCAGUUGAUUGGCCAGUCUGGAACACUUCUAGUUCAUUAUCUCUACUGAAGUUAAAAUAUGCCUUUAAUUUUUAUUUAUUUGGCCUCUGUCUUCUGCCCUCAGGUGGUUAAUUAGGGUACUGUUAAGAAAAUGAAGAAACUCCCGCAGUGCUGUGCUGUCUUCUACAAAUGGUUGGCAUUUUAUACAACAAAGGGUUUGGAGAAAUACUGUAUAUUAAAUCUUUAUGCUGGU
Molecule: messenger RNA, 2529 nt
Organism: Conger conger (European conger)
Lineage: Eukaryota; Metazoa; Chordata; Actinopteri; Anguilliformes; Congridae
Gene: derl2
Product: derlin 2
Exons: 7
Coding region: 25-786 (253 amino acids)
Biological process (GO): endoplasmic reticulum unfolded protein response
Cellular component (GO): Hrd1p ubiquitin ligase ERAD-L complex; endoplasmic reticulum membrane
Molecular function (GO): misfolded protein binding; ubiquitin-specific protease binding
Source: RefSeq, a predicted model, not a curated record